This is a messenger RNA of Drosophila ananassae, 1043 nucleotides long. Its product is annotated as retinol dehydrogenase 12. Lineage: Eukaryota; Metazoa; Arthropoda; Insecta; Diptera; Drosophilidae. The transcript has 4 exons. The coding region runs from base 48 to 932 and encodes 294 amino acids. The record is from RefSeq and is a predicted model, not a curated record.
UCCCAAUCUGUGGUUUCGCUUAUGACUGGAAAGUAAUAUUAGCUAUAAUGCCAUUUUGCGACGGAGAGUUUACCAAACAGACGGAUGAAACCGGCAAGGUGUUCCUUGUCACGGGAGCCAAUGCUGGAAUCGGCAAGGAGACAGUGCUGGAGAUAGCCAAGCGUGGAGGAACUGUCUUCAUGGCCUGCCGGAAUAUGGAAAAGGCAAAACAGGCCCGGGAGGAAAUAAUUACUGCUACCAACAAUCCAAACGUAUUUGUAAGGCAGUUGGACCUUAGCUCUAUGGACUCAAUACGACAGUUUGCUGAAAAUUUCAAAAAGGAGAGGGAUACCCUCCACGUCCUUAUUAACAAUGCAGGAGUAAUGGGCCUCCCGAGGACUUUGACAAAAGAUGGUUUUGAAAUGCAAAUGGGUGUAAAUCACAUGGGUCAUUUCCUGCUUACCCACUUGCUGCUGGAUGUUUUAAAGAAAUCAGCUCCCAGUAGGAUAGUAAAUGUUUCCAGUGCUUUACACGAGCAGGGAACUAUCAAUGUAGAUGACCUGAACAGCGAAAAAUCAUAUAGUCGAUUCGGAGCCUACAAUCAAAGUAAAUUGGCCAACGUUUUGUUCACCAGGGAGCUGGCUAAGCGCCUGGAAGGAACCGGGGUCACUGUCAAUGCCCUUCAUCCAGGUGCCGUGGACACGGAUCUAGUAGACUCCUGGCCCUCUGCUAUGAAGUUUUUAUUAAAGCCUGCUGUAUGGAUGUUUUUUAAGACGCCAAAGAGUGGAGCUCAAACUUCUCUUUAUGCUGCAUUGGAUCCGGAUCUGGAAAAGGUAACUGGACAGUACUUUAGUGACUGUAAGCCCAAGGAAGUUUCAGCCGCUGCCAAGGACGAAAAGACAGCCAAGUUUUUGUGGGCAGAGAGCCAAAAAUGGACAGGAAUUAAGGAAUGAGUUAACUUAACAUUUUAUAUAAUUUUUUGUUAUCAACAAUAUUUGUUUUUAUUUUCAUUUACAUGUAUAUUGCAUCCCAGAAUAAAGAUUUAACACUACUAUGAUUUGUAA